This is a messenger RNA of Trypanosoma theileri, 1413 nucleotides long. Its product is annotated as putative nucleobase transporter. Gene Ontology annotation, cellular component: plasma membrane. NCBI's taxonomy places the organism in Eukaryota, Euglenozoa, Kinetoplastea, Trypanosomatida, Trypanosomatidae. The transcript has a single exon. Gene Ontology annotation, molecular function: nucleoside transmembrane transporter activity. The coding region runs from base 1 to 1413 and encodes 470 amino acids. The record is from RefSeq and is a predicted model, not a curated record. Gene Ontology annotation, biological process: nucleoside transmembrane transport.
AUGUUCUUGGGAUUUAGCUCCUUCAGUGAGGCUGGUGUGUACUUUACAUGCAUUCUUCUCGGUAUUGCGAUGCUUAUGCCGAUGAACGCCGUUACUUCAGCCCCGCGGUUUAUGGUGGAUUACUACAAGUAUGUCUCACGGGAUGAGUUUGCCGUUCCUGAAAAACCCGUAUUCUGGGCGAACAUCCUUACUUUCUAUAAUAUCAUGUCUGUCACCUUUCAGGUGCUUGCUGGACCAUUUGUGUUGACGCCUUGGAUGCGGCGUCUCUCACUGACCACACGGUUUGUGAUUGCCGUUAUUCCAAUGAUGGUGGAACUCAUCGUUGUGGUGACACUUCCCGUGCGGGGAACUUCACAAACGGCGGCGAUGGUGGCAUUUCUUAUCGUGGCGGCCGGUGCGGGUGCGGGUAAGGCCACCUUUGAGGUGACCUGCUAUGCCUUGGUGAGUUCUAUGCCGCCCAAGUUCAUGUCUGCCGUGAUGUUUGGCUGCGCCUUUUCGGGUGUCACGGCAUCUACACUUCAGUGCAUUAUUAAAGCAUCUAUGCCGGACACAUAUGAGUCCGCACUCCAACAGUCGCACAUUUAUUUUUCACUUGCACUUGUCAUUAUGGCGUUGUCGAUUUUGUUAAGUGUAUUACUUCGAUACAACUCGUUUGCACAGGAUCAUGUGGGUGAAUACCGUAUGCUGCGCCGCAAGCGGAACGCUCCUGCGGAGGCGGAUGAUAACGGCCCUACCGCUCCAGAUAAUAAUGCGUUAACAAUGGUAGUUGCUCCCGAUGAAGAAGGAAACACGACACCCGAUAAGGACCUUCAACAGAAGAGUGAUGAGGAAGAUAAUAAGGAUAAGUUAACAAAUUCUGAUGAAGAGUGUCGUGUACAUGCAACUGAAAUGACAACAUCUGAACAACUUCGGUCCACUACUAUUAAACCUAUUCUACGUCUUAUUUAUCCUAUGCAAGUGGCCUGCUUCUGCAUCUUUUUUCUUUCACUGUUCAUCUUUCCCAGCCUUGUGAUUCCCAUUGAUCGUACGGAUAACUGGUUCGCUACCAUCGCCAUUUUACUAUACAACUGCGGUGAUGCCACGGGUCGUUUUUCCACUUCAUUCCGACGGUUCUGGCCUGCGCGGUUUGUUGUGGUGAUUGUAUCAUUCGUCCGUUUUCUCUUCCUGCCAUUGAUCUUCUUGUGUAUCUACAAAUAUAUUCCUGGACACGCUGCCCCGUAUGUCUUUAUGUUUUUCAUUGGCCUAACGAAGGGAUACUUUGGUGCUCUCUCCAUGGUCCUUGGCCCCAUCACACCCGGUUUGGUGACAGAUGGACAGAAGGUGAUGGCUGGGCAGUUGAUGGGCGUUUCUCUUCUCGCCGGCGCAUCCGCUGCGUCUAUGCUUGCCCUUCUCGUGGUUAUGUUCCUUCCGUAG